CGUGUGUAUAAUACACUCCUGAUGGAGUUUGGUCUGUUCCCUGUAUUAAAAAGUUAUUGAUAGUGAAAGUAAUUAUUUAAUACAUAUCAGUGUCCGAUCGUGUCAAUUAUUGGUGUAGUUACCUUACUGGGUAUUAAUUGAAAUUCUGUACAGAUAAAAAUCUGAUCAUUCACAGUCAGAUGUUGAGAUUCCUUAAUCUCGACACGCAACACAAUAUUUAUAAAAGGUUAACAAUAAAAAUUUACUUAUCACUUAUCAUUGUCAUUCACUAAUAGAAUACCUACCAAUUCAUUUGGUUAAUGCAGUAAUUACCAAUAUUAAACGAACAAUUAAAAUACAAAAUAUGUUUUAAUCUAUCGAACGGAUGAUUAGUUAGGUAUUAGUUAUAACGAUUCAUCACAGUUUAACGGUUUAAAAAUGUGCUCAAUAAUUUUAUUACUUGUCAUCCUAAUGUUUAUUUUACAAACUGUACCUGUAUAUAACUCAAAAGAAGGUCAAGGUUAUUGGAAACAAGAAGGAGCUGAUGAAAUAUCAGAAGCAUUAAAUCAAAGAGUCAUAGAAGGAACAGCUAAAAAUGUAAUAGUAUUUAUAGCAGACGGUAUGGGCAUGACAACCAUGACUAGUUCCAGAAUAUAUGGCAAAGGAGAAAACGGGUUUUUAGCAUGGGAAAAGUUCAAUAACGUCGGUGUACUUAAGGUAUAUUCUGCUAAUAAACUGGUUCCCGAUUCCUGUAGCACUGCUACCGCCCUCUUCAGCGGCGUCAAAGCCAAUCACAAAACUUCAGGAGUUGACGCUACAGUCGACGUAGACGAUUGUGAAGCUUCCUUAAAACCAGAAGCUCAUCUAGAUAGUAUUAUGUCAUGGGCGCAAGAAUCAGGAAAGGGCACAGGAUUUGUGACUACCACUAGAGUAACUCAUGCGACACCAAGCGCUUUAUAUGCACACACCCCUAACAGAAAUUGGGAAUGUGAAAGCAAAAUUCCACAAUCUGGAUCAAAAUGUGAGGAUAUAGCUAAGCAACUUAUACAAAAUAUGCCUGGAAAGAAAAUACAAGUCAUCAUGGGUGGUGGUAGACAAUGUCUUCAAUCAUCAGUACCUGAUUCAGCAGCAGAUCCUGUAGAUACAUGGUCAUGUUACAGUAAAGACGGUAGAGACUUAAUAGAAGAUUGGAAAAAAGAUAAAGAAAACAAUAAGUAUUCCUAUCAAAUUUUAAACAACAAUAAGGACCUGCAAAAUUUAGAUCUUAGUAAGGAAUACACAUUGGGUAUAUUUGCCAACGGACACUUGAAAUACGAUUACGAAAGGGACAGAAGUGAUCAAGGAAUGCCCUCGCUGUCCAAUAUGACUGAGAAGGCGGUUCAACUUUUACAGAAAAACAAAAAUGGCUACUUAUUAGUGGUAGAAGGCGGUUUGGUAGAUCAAGCUCAUCAUCGCGGUCACGCGAGAAAAGCUCUGGAGGAAGUAAUCAGCUUUAGCGAUGCAAUACAGAAAACCUUAGAACUAAUCAAUUUCAACGAUACUUUGGUCAUUAUCACCAGCGAUCAUUCUCAUUCGCUGUUGCUCACUGGGUAUCCAGAUAGAGGACAAGGUGUUCUGUCAUCUACUUUAUCGGCAAUGGACAAAAUACCCUUUACAUCGUUACUUUAUGGGACGGGUGGACCAAAUAAUUAUCAAUUCGGUGUAGAAAAUGAAACAGUAGUUCGUCCGGAUCCAACAAAGAACGAUACCACCGAAUGGGAGUACUCGCAACAAGCUGUGGUACUGAAUGACGAAGUUACUCACAGUGGCGCGGAUGUUUUGGUCUUUGCUAAAGGUCCAAUGGCGCAUCUUUUCAAUGCAGUCCACGAGCAAACCUAUGUAGCUUAUGUGGUUGCCUAUGCAGCAAAAAUUGGUCCGUACCGGACUAAUGGAGAGUCUACACAGUAUUAUUGUAAUUGUUACUUAAUAUUAUUAUUAAUUACAUCACUGAUAAUUAUACUCAAAUAAAAAAAUAUAAAGA
Psylliodes chrysocephalus is the source of this 1999-nucleotide messenger RNA. The record is from the annotation of a GenBank genome assembly. NCBI's taxonomy places the organism in Eukaryota, Metazoa, Arthropoda, Insecta, Coleoptera, Chrysomelidae.